Messenger RNA from Branchiostoma belcheri (Belcher's lancelet), 2180 nucleotides. Its product is annotated as TOX high mobility group box family member 3-like. Bases 1158 to 1928 code for a protein of 256 amino acids. The transcript is spliced from 2 exons. Lineage: Eukaryota; Metazoa; Chordata; Leptocardii; Amphioxiformes; Branchiostomatidae. The record is from RefSeq and is a predicted model, not a curated record.
CAUACUCUCCAUAGUUUGUUUAGGGGAGGGGGUGGUAGCAUAGGUACAGUUUGGUACAUGAAGUUUGUUCUGUACACUACAUUGCUCAUAUUAUUACUUUCCGAAAUUCCUUAACAUUUACUUGAUUUCAGACUUCAGACAUAAUUUUUUUUUCUUUUUUAAAACUACUCACUGAAAUGUUUAAUUUUCAGGUGGCUUCCGUGAGUUAGAGCAUGAUCUUAUGUUUUUAUUUAUUUAUUUAUUUAUUUAUCAAUUAUCAACAACGCGUGCGCCUUUCAGUCAUAGCAACUAUUCAUAAGCAGCACUCAGUGACAGUGGCCUUUGUCUAUGUAUGUCAAAUGCAAUCUACUCAACGCAUAUUGACACACUGGGUUUGGCUUCGAGUUGGUGUUUUAUUUUUUUAAUGACCAGACUAGAUCAAACAUGCAACGAGAGCAGCCUCAUCACACUACUUUAUACAGAAAUUAUGCUAAUUUGCUUAGAAAUUGUGUACGGUAUUGGAUUGAAACAUGCUAAACUUUGUAUAUAAAAUAAAGCAUAUUCUUCCUUCAACCUUCGUACACCCACUGACGACAAACUGCACUGUCUAUUAAACGGAGCGCGUGCCAUACAUAAAAUGUAGGUUGACUAAGGACAAGUAAAAACUCCGGUGCGAGACCAUUCUGGGCUUUUGGGACCUCUACAGGUCAAGGGCACACCUUCCCAAACUUCCUGUCUGCAUACCAGUGAGGUAGUUUUUGUUCCUCUCUGCUUCGAAGCAGCUGCAUACGUCCUAAAUGGCUGCCUCUUAUGAACCAGGUUUGAAUGAGACUUUAUCGGAUCCGAGGACAAUGCUUUUAGGAGUUUAAUCCAGUCCAAGAGACCAUGAACAAGUGGUGAGGAGACAGAUUGUUGGCAUUACUACUAACAAGGAGCUUUCAUCACAUUGGUACGUACUGCAUCAGUACUGGGCCUUGAGUGGGUGUGUUACUCAAGGAAGAGACUGUCUCAAGUCUUUAAGCAAGGAUCAUUAUAGGGAUUUUUCAGGAUCUAGGAGAACGCGUUGGUUUAAACAAUACUUCGGCGGUUGUAAAGUGAGCUGUCACCCACGAGAAGUGGUUGCUACAAACAGACUGUAACAACCAGUCUCAAUAACAAACGACCGCCAGUGGUUCCCGAUGGGGAAAGGAGAGAGGCGGGGUGGAGGGCGUAGGGCCGGCGGGCGGAGGAUCGGAAGGCACCACAGAGCUGGCCACCGUCACCAUAUCGGUCUCCGCGCACACCACCACCAUCGGCCUGCCCGCAGAAUUGGCUUUCGCAGCAGAGGAGUGAGAGGGGGCGGCGGUGGGACAAUACACUUAGGGCCGGCUGCGGGAAAGACCGUCAUCGGCAUAUGCAUGGGCUUCUUCGGAGUUUUCCUGAUCGGAGUUGGCAUCAUGCUCACAGCUAUAUUUGCUACGUCGGGCACCGGGUCGGUAGCAGCGGGAGCCUGUGUUCUAGUGAUCGGGGUGGCGCUUUUAGGAGUCAGUUUGUGGCUUUGUAACAAACAGUGGAAAGAGGACCAAGCAGCCGCCAGUGCACAGGGUCAGGGUCAGCCGGGGGUGCACGUCAUCAGUGACGCCACAGGGACCGUGACCACGACAACUGUCAACCAAGACGGUCAAGCUGUCAUCAACAUGACAACUGUGCCCAACCAACCUGGUGUGAGCUUCCCAACUGACUGGUCAAACAUGGCUGCGGGCCAACCCUACCCGGGAUCCCAACCUUACCCUGGAACCUCGGCGGCCGGAGGAUUCGCAGCUGCGCCCUCGGCUCCACCCUCGGCCCAGCCCCCGCAGUACGGGUUCACCUACAACACCUCGGACAACUACAACACUCAGUACUCGUCUGGUACCAGCGACCUCCCGCCGCCUCCUGCAUAUAGCACUGUGGUGAACGAGAAACUUUAGCAGCUGAAAGUUAACCAAAGAGCUGUAAAUUUUUCGUUUAAAUAUUCUAACGAUUUUUCAAAUCAAGUUGAUAAUUCUGUAAGAACAGAACUGUGAUGAAAACAUUACAAACUUAAAGAGGUGUGUGAAAAAAUCGUCGAAAACAUUUUCUAAAAUUUUAAAAUACUGUGGUAAGCGAUAAACUUUAGCUGCCAAAAGAUUACCGAAGAGUUGGAAAGAUAUUUUAAAUAUUUUAACAAUAUUGCAAAACCC